Molecule: messenger RNA, 2100 nt
Organism: Periconia digitata
Lineage: Eukaryota; Fungi; Ascomycota; Dothideomycetes; Pleosporales; Periconiaceae
Source: the annotation of a GenBank genome assembly
AUGGAUCCUGGAUCUGCGAGGAAACGAAGCAUCAGCAAUGGUGCAAAUGAUUCGCGCCCGCAAAAGCGUAAAGUCACACGCGCCUGCGACAUUUGCAAAGCGAAGAAAGCCAAGUGCUCUGGUAACCAGCCUUGCGAGAGCUGUGCGAACAGAGGCUGGGACUGUCUCUAUCAGUCUUCUUACUCGCGUGGGAAACCUCCGGAGGUACCUCUCUCCAACGCUCGCGCGAGACUCGGUCCGUCUGAUCUCCAUGUUGAUGGCAAUAUGCAAGCGACACAUUCCCCAGCUUUCGAUACCCAAGAGAUACAGGCACCCUCGCGGGCCUCACCCGAGCUUGAAAUACUAGGACAGUACUCCGACUCGACCUCGGGCUUGUCAUUUCUCCACCGUGCUUGGACACGUCUGCACGAUAAUCGCAACAGCCAACUUGCGGAAGGGGCCUUGGAAACCUCUGUGGAUGACCAACUACUGGUCUCAGCAGGCGAUAAACCAUUCCAAAGGCGCACUGAGAAAUUGCGAAUACCCCCUCUUUCCAAAUGCCACGAGCUACUGGCUUUGUAUUUCGAUAUUUGCAUAGCGACCUACCGCAUCCUCCAUCGGCCCACGGUUGAGUUAUGGUUACCAACAGUGGUGGGAAACGCACAAAAAGACUCGCAUCUUGCUGAAGGCAUUUCAAACGCUCAAGCGUCCAUCGUCUUGACCGUGCUUGCUGUCGCUAGCUUUCACGAGGCGAAAGCUCAGGGCUCAGACGGCUCAUCAGAGACCGACGAAGCGCUGCUACACUGUGAUCUACUGUUCUCCGAAUCCGCCCACCUGGUGGAAACAGAGACUGGGUAUCCUACUCUAGAAUCCGCACAAGCACGACUAAUUCAGGUUCUUUAUCUCCUCACCUCAUGUCGUAUGAAUCAGGCUUGGUACACUUUUGGGCAUACUCUGCUUAUUAUCUCUACCCUGGGUUUGCAUCGCCGUGAGCAUCGUAGAGGACGAGUGAGCCCUCGAAAUUUCAUCGAGGAACAAUGCCGAAAGAGAACUUUCUGGGUAGCGUAUACACUCGACAAGUAUCUCGGUGUCGUGUUUGGGCGCCCGCGGCAUUAUCACGAUGACGAUAUAGAUCAAGAUCUGCCUGAUCCCGUCAAUGACGAGGACAUGACUGUCAACGGACCGAGAAAUAUCGUAACCGAUGACUGCCAUAUCAACUCGCUCAUCUAUCAUGCUAAACUUGCACAAAUUGGGGAACAAAUCUUGCGACAGGUCUACUCAAUCAAACGCAGCCCGGACCAUGAAAAAGUCGCAGCAUCUCAUGAGCUCGGCCUUCAACUGCGGCAAUGGAAAGCUUCAUUGCCACCUAUAUUGGGUGCAGUGAAUCCUUCCAGCCUUAUUCCAGCGUUCCGGCGGCAAGCUACAGUCUUGAAGCUUUCAUACUGUCAUGCCGUGAUACUUGCGCACCGCCCCUUUCUCUUGAAGAACGUCAGCCAACAACCUGCAGAGGUACGGAAACUAGCUUCUGAAAGUAUCGAUGAAUGUAUUGGGGCAGCGCAGUCGGUCCUCGUGAUAGUUGAUCGGGUUGCGCAAGAUGGCAAGCUCUUCCAUGCGUUCUGGUGGACUCACUAUGUCGCCUUUUGCGCACUCGCCGUUGUUUAUGUUUGGUCCAUCCAACGGUGCCGCGACCUGAAGACCGUAGACGGUUUUCAUGAAGAGAUCCUUAAUCGGGCCGAACAAUGUUUGAACCAUCUUGCCCAAGCCACAGCUAGCAACUCGCCCUCGCGACGGUACAGCAUCAUCUUACAAGAACUCCGAUCAGAGGCAAAACGCAAGAUUGCACGUCGUCUGGAAACAGCCGAUGUUCUCGCAAAUCAUCGCGAGGGUGAAGGCAUUUCAGAUUCGACCACCAACAUAUCAACCAAUCAAAAUGCCGAUAUCGAUCACUGGAACCCCAUGUUCCGCAGUUCCACCGAAUCUACGAGCCCACAAAUCGCGAAAUUCCUUGACGGCUGGCAGACAACCGAUUGGCUUGAUCUCGAUUCAUCUGCCUUUGGACCGUUUCCAGUGCUCGAAGACAAUACGAUCAACUGGAUGAGUGGAAUCAGUGAAGAUAGAUAG